CAUCUAUCUUUAAUUCCUUUACUGUUCUCUGACACUGCCCCUCUGCUUCCCUUGUGUCUCUUCUCUCGUCCUGAAUCUCUGCUCUGUCCCAGGGGCUGUCCCCCCCAGGGCCCAACCAGCAGAGACACCUGAGGGUGGAGGUGGUCCCCAUGGGGCCCCCACCGCCUCCGAAGGCCCCCGGCGGCCCCAGCUGGCCCCAGCAGCCAGACUUCAGCUUCAUGGAGAAACUUCACGCCGUGGAGGAGGAGCUGGAGCAGAGCCCCGUCUGCAUGGACUCCUACCAGAGUCUGGGUGACAACCUGGUGGCGUGCCGCACCCGUUCCAAGCGCCCCCUGAAGGACGUGCCCCUGGGGCUUCUGGAAGCCGAGCUGCGGGCGCCGGACAUCACGCCGGACAUGUACGAGAUGGGCGGGCAGGAGGACAACGAGUGGCAGGGCUGGCUGCGCGGGCUGAUGACAUCAGAGGUGGAGAAUGAUGAGGAAGGGGACGACGAGGACGACCCCGAGUACAACUUCCUGGAUGACAUCGACGAGCCUGACCUGGAGGAUUACCGCAAUGACCGCGCCGUCCGCAUCACGAAAAAGGAGGUGAAUGAGCUGAUGGAGGAGCUUUUUGAGACGUUCCAGGAUGAGCUGGGCGUCCCGGACCAGGACGACGAGGGCCACGAUGACGAGGAGGAGCGGGAGGAAGAGGUGGAACAGGGAACCCCCAAGUUCAACGUACCGCAGGCAAUCCGGUUUGAGGAGCCCCUGGCCAACAUGCUGACGGAGAGGCGCCGUACCGUGAAGGAACAGCUGGAGGCGCUGCAGCAGCGCCGGGCCCUGCAGGAGUCCCGUCCCGAGCCGCCGGCGCCGGCCCCCGCGGGCCCCCACUUCCUGAUGCUGCCGAGCCCCACCUGCACCCUGCUGCUCAACCCCACCCAGAAGCACCAGCUCCAGCAGCAGAUUCAGCAGCACGUGCAGCUGCUGACUCAGGUCCACAUGCUAACCAGCACCAUACCGGUGCUGCAGAGCGAGGCAGUUACCACCCGCCACUUCCUGACGGAGCUGCAGUCGUUCGCCCAGAGCACAGAGGAGACGCGGGGGCUGGUGGAGCCUGGUUUCGUCAGCAUGUUUCGGGCCUGCAACCUAGAGGGGGCGCUGUCUCUGCUGGAGGAGUUCGACCGCACGAUCAAGCCUCAGCUCACCCAGGCCUCCCCCCAGAGGCCUGCCCGACAACGCUGCAACACCGUCGUGCGGCCCUAUCCCACCAUGCCCCCACGCCUGGCCUGGCUCCUGGCAACCCGGAAGGAGUUCUUGUGCCCAGAGCUCCUGCCCAUCUGCAGCCUGGACCCGGCUCAGCACCCCCCCAGGGUCAAGACCAUCUACACCCGCGGAGAGGACAGCCUGAUCGCCCUGGGCCUGAAGCACUUCGCCGACACCGAGUUCCCUCACCAGCUCGUGUGCCGCUACCUGGUCCGCACCAAGACCGCGCAGCAGCUGCGCAUGCACCUGCGCGAGGCCAGCCACUGCCGAGCGCCCGACAACGAGCUGAAGCAUUUCCUGCUGACCAGGAAGGUCCCCCCUCUGCUGCGGGCGUGCCAGAGGGUGCUGCCCACAGACAGCCGCCCUGCCGUGGAGAGAGAGCUGGCUCGAAUGCCAGCCUGGCUCCAGAAGAGCCUGCCAAUCAUCCACAAGGCUGUGCUGGAUUACAACAGCACCUUGGAGGGAGGGGAGGCCACACCAGGAGAGUCAACCCCUCCCUACGUGUUCCCACCUGGGACGCAGUACCCCCCUGAUCUCCCCGCAGAUGUCACCUUGCGCCUGAACCCCUAUGGCGUUAGGACCCUUAAACCCCAUUCCAGACUCUGGGCUCAUGGCAGAGCCAAGAGACUGGCGCUGUCCAGGCCUGUAGUGCUCCCACUGGAUAAAACCCCAAUGGUCCUGCAAAUGCCUCUCUCUACCCGGCCGGUGAACUUCAACCCCACUGUGACCCUGACGCGGAUUUCGGAGAAAGAGCUGGAGCAGAACGCCUGCAAGAAAGCAUCCUCCUCCAUAAGCAAGAUCUGCCCUUUCUUGAUACCAACGCUUCUCCCUCCUGUGAGCUCCCCCUGUAGUGCAGGAGGAGUAAUGACGGGUACAGCAGUUGCAGUUCAGACACCAUCAACCACAGUGCAGUUAUCUGUGGACGCCCCCUGUAGUGCAGGAGGAGUAAUCACAGGAACGGCAGUUGCUGCUCAGACUCCCUUGUGCACAGUGCAGAUACCUGUCAGCGUCCCCUACAAAGCCAAACGAGCGAAGAAAGGUGCAGCAGUUGCUCUUCAGACAUCAUCAACCACACUGCGUUUCCCUGUGGGAGCCUCCUAUGGCACAGGUGGAGUAAUGACCGGCAUGGAAGGUGGUGCUCAGACUCCAUCGUGUACAGUGCAGAUACCUGUGAGCGCCCCCUGCCAGGCGGGAGGAGCAGGGACAGGCAUGUCGGUGGCAUCUGCGACGCCAGGAAUCACGGUGCAGCUGCGUGCGGCGCCUCCCGUGUCCUUCUCAAGAGCCAUGGUGGCAGCAGGUGUGAACCCCUCCAGCCAGUUCCUGCAAAUACGGCCUGUUUCCCGCAGCCCUUCUCACCUGCAGGCUCCUUUGCAGCCUCUUCUCCUAACCAUUCCAACAGGAGGCUCUGUAAGCCUGUAUAGCCUGGGAGGAGCCAGCGUGGGAGGUGUGGGCAGCGGAGGGGCUGGGGGGAUGCUGUUUCCCAGGGCAGUGGGUGAAACAGGGCCAAGAAGGGUCUGCAGAGUCCUGCAGCCCACGGUCGUCAUCAAACUGGGCACCCCUCUGACCACUGCAGUGACCGCGGCCGACAGGAGGUCCGCCGAGACCCCCCCCGAGCCCGCCUCCCAGCCGCAGGACCCCGUUACUCACCCCGAUGGUGCCCUGGCCGUACUCCGCAAGCUGGUCGGGGUUGCCCCAGAGUCCGGGAGGUCCCCAACACUCAAAGGGGACAUACCUUUGCAGCUGAGGACAAGUCCCUUAUUACAGUGUAGCAUCCCCUCUCCUGAAAGCCGCCAUCCUGCCUCCAUUAAUCCCACAUCCCUCCCGAGUCCUGCAGCCCCGGAAACCAGCCCUGGCAACUUGGGUACCAACACCUCUGAGGUCGAGGGGGCCCCCCAAUUCAGCUCGAAGCCUCCCGAUGUCAUGGGACAAGAAAGAGCCGGAGCAAUGCAGGAUCCCCACAGUUGUCAAGUGGCAAUCCACAUUCCAGUCUCAACGAGUGCAGGGGGACCCCCAGAAUGUAUGGACAGCCAGUCCCUUGAGAGUAGCACUCUUACACAUGCUGAAAUGGCAGCCCCCUUGAAAUCUGCAGCACCCCAAUGCCCAGAACCCCAGCAGCCCACAGCGGGAACAACUGAGGAAAUGAACCCCACAGGGGCUGUACCCCACUUGAGUACGAACACUGCGGACGACACAGAGACUUGCCAAAAAGUGUGGAUCAGCACAGACACUGGAGCAGCACAGCCGUUAUCUCAGGAACUCCAGGGCUGUACAGUGAAGUCCGUACCCCAGAACUUUUCAAGCAUUAUGGAUACAAAAGGGACACCCCAAUAUUCCACGGUGAAUGCAGAAAAUAAAGGGGUUCUCCCCACCCCUUCAAGUGACAUAGGUACCAAGGAAGCCCCUCCUGGUAAUUCAAACACAGUCUUCAACAAAGGGACCCCAACAAACUCCUCUGAGCUUAUCUCAACUUUAGGGGUGAGGUCUGAGACGGGUGACAGAGGCCAAGGUCAAACUGAGACCCCUGAAUCCCAAACAUUCACCAGUCACAAUGUUGGCUCAUGUGAAGGCAGUGGAGGGGUACCCCAGGAAUCCUCUGAGGCCAAAGACACGACAGGUUCUUCCUGCAGAGUUAGCGGCAUGCAUCCAUCCCCAUUUCUCUGCACCCCCUUGGGUGCUUGUCUGCCUGAAGGAGAGAUUGAGGAGGUGGAGGAGGACAGAGAGGAUUUGGGUCAAGAGGAGGAACACGAGGAAGAGAUGGGGAGUGAUUUUGGGGAGCCCCUCCUGGCCCUCUCGGAGUCAUCAGGGAGCCCAGCUUCUAGUCUGGACAGCCAGGCUGAUGCGCUUGAGCGACUGAUGGAGAUUGAGGGGGAGGAGGAAGGAAGAGGGAACGAGGAAGAGAGAGAGGGGGGGAAUUUGACCUGCAGAGACAGUGUUCCUCAACUGCAGAGAGGCACAGAGGAAGAGGAGGAGGGCGGGAGAGGGAGGGAGGAAGAGAUGGAGAGAGGGGGUUUGACCUGCAGAGACAUUGUUCCUCAAGUGGAGAGAGGCACCGAGAAAGAGGAGGAGGAGGAGAAGGGAGGAAGAGGGAGUGAGGAAGAAAGGGAGAGAGGGGGUUCGACUUCCAGAGAUGGCGUUCCUCAGCUGGAGAGAGGCAACACCGAGGGGGGAGGGAGCUCUCCACAGUUAGAGAGAAAUGAGGAGGAGAGAGAGACGGAGAAAGAGAGAGGGGCUUCGGUGUGCAGAGACAGUGUUCUUUCACUGCGGAGAGACACAGAGGGAGAGGAGGAGGGAGGAAGGACAGUGUCAGGACAUGGCUCUCCACAGUUAGAGAACAAUGAAGAAGAGGAUGGCGGGGGGCGACCGGGGCCAAGGCGCAGUGAAACUGAGGGAGAGGAGGGCGAGAGAACGGGACAAGAGGAGGACCGAGCCCGGGUCAACACGACGGCCUGCCAAGUCGAGUGGGGCCUGCAGGGAGAGGCCGGGGGGGGUGGCCUGGCGCUGAGCUCGGGCACAGAGAGCCAGGGCCAGCCGGGCCAGGCGGGAGAGGGGGGAGGAGGAGGAGGAGGAGGAGGAGGAGGGGGAGAGCAGGAGGGACAGCGCGGCGGUGGAGCGGACCAGGUGGGAGAGGGGGAGAGCGGAGGCGAGGGGGAGAGAGACGGAGGCGAGGGGGAGAAGCGGGGAGAAGGAGAAGGGGGCGAGGACGAGAGUGAGAAGGGAGAUGGGGAUGGGGAGAGGCAGGGCGAAGGAGAGGAGGAAGAGGACUUCGAUGACCUCACGCAGGACGAGGACGAAGAGGAAGUGAUGUCAUCCGCCUCUGAGGAGUCUGUGCUGUCUGUCCCUGAGUUACAGGAGACCAUGGAGAAGCUGACCUGGCUAGCUUCGGAGCGCCGGAUGUGCCCAGAGGGUGACUCUGAGGAGGAUAACUCGCAGAACUCCCAGAAUUCCCAAGAGGAGAACUCUGAGGAGGAGGAGGAAGUGGGCCCCCGCAAAGGAGAAGAAGCAGGGGAUGGCGAUGCCAGCAAGAUGAUUGGUCAGGGGGCUCCACAGGGGGCAGGCCCUCUUGAAACCAGUGACAAGUGUGCUGGACGAGGCAGAGGCCGGGGCAGAACGCCCUCCCGCAGCCUGCGUCGCAGUCGCCGUCGGGAGCGGGACAGCAAGGACACGUCCAAGCUGCUGCUGCUGUACGACGACAACAUCCUGGAGAACGACCCCAUGAGGGAGAGCAAGGACAUCGCCUUCGCCCAGGCCUACCUCAACAGGGUGCGGGAGGCCCUGCAGGGCUAUCCCGGGAAGGUGGAGGAGUUCCUGGGGGUGCUGUACGAGUUCGAGCGCGGCCGGGAGCAGCGCAGCGCGGUGGAGCUCUUCAGCCAGCUGAGGGCCGUGCUGACCGACUGGCCGGACCUGCUGCGGGACUUCGCCGCCUUCCUGCUGCCUGAGCAGGCCCUGGAGUGCGGGCUGUUUGCGGAGCAGCAGGCGUUCGAGCGCAGCCGCCGGUUCCUGCGCCAGCUGGAGAUCUGCUUCGGGGAGAACUCCUCCCAGUACCAGAAGAUCGUCAAGGCCCUGCAGGUGGGGCCCGAGCUCAGCCCCGCAGGUGUCGAGGAGCUAAAGGUUCAGAUGGCCUCCCUGCUGAAGGGCCACAGCCACCUGGAGGGAGAAUUCUGGGUGUUUUUCGACGAGCUGCGCCCCCCUCCCUCGCGGCCGGGGCAGUUCGAGGAGGCGGCGUGGCCGGAGGAGGGUGAGGGGUGUGCGGAGGGGGGCUUCGAGGAGGUCACCCUGCCUGACCUGGAGGAGGAGGAGGAGUCGCACAAGAUCCCGCCCAUCACGGGGCGGGGCAAGAGGAGGAAAGAGAUGGGUUCCCACGGCAAUGAAAAGGAAUGCGACUGGCCGGAGGCGGCGAAGGACUGCCCUUGCCCCUGCCACGACUCCGCCCAUGACGCUAAACUGCGGCGACAUAAGAGAAAGGGCUGCCCGCACUGCCAUGUGGCCAAGGGCUCCUCGGACUCCUCCAGGCCCUCGAGAAACAGGGAGCCCUCGGAGCCGGGGGCCAGCAGCCCGGGCAGAGCCUCUGCAGAGGGCCGCCUCGGGGGCGGGGAGGAGGAGGGCGAGGGAAACAGCCCCCCCGCAGGUACGGCGCUGCGGAGCCACACCGCCGGUGCGUCCGAUCAGCAGACGAGCCGGUCUCCCACUUCCGUUCUCCUGCGCUCCGUCUCAGGCCCGGCGGGGAGCGGGGUGCGCCCCUGGGACUGCGGAGAAGGGGGGGCCCCCCGGGAGGAGGUGGAGGAGGGCGAGGCCGAGCGCGAUAAGGACAGCGGAGGAGGCAGCCCCUCCCCUAAAAAGAGCCGGACGGAUGCUGGGGCUGCCGUCGCCACGGAGACAGAAGCCUGGGAGGAGGGCGGAUGUCGGGACCCCCAGGGCGCCCCCCGGACACCCCUGCCCUGCUGCAGUGCCCCGCCCCACACCCAGGGGGAGCCGCUGGGGGGACAGAGCCCCAGCCUCUCCGGCGCCCCCUUGCGCAUGAGCUCCGGUUCCGACUCCACAGUCUGUGCCAAAAAUAUCUCCCUCACUCCCAGCGGGGAGAAGGUCAUCUUGUGGAACAGGGAGGCGGACCGGGUCAUCCUCACCACCUGCCAGCAGCAGGGAGCCAGCCAGGCCACCUUCCAGGCCAUCUCCGCCCAGCUGGGCAACAAGACGACCAGUGAGGUGUCCCGUCGGUUUCGGGACCUGAUGCGGCUCUUCCACACGGCCGCCCGGCAGCUCAGCUCCGAAGACGAGGCCAGCGCGGCCGAGCAGCAGUCCGCCACCGACGAGGAGCUAGACUGACAGAGCCGGGGCCGGUCGGGGCGGGGCGGGGAAUGGGACUGGUGGCGCGACGGCCCGGCCCACCAGGACAACACAGAACCAGGCCCCAUUGAGAUGGACCUCGUGUCACACUGACCCUGACCGGGCCAAGACCCGCUUGGCCCAGUCCAAACAUUGCUGGCCACCCAGAAUGGGACUGGCCGGACAGAUCCUGUACCGGUGGAUAGAACUGGACUCUGCUCGGUUAAUGGGACUGACUGGACCGGACUGCACCUGGUGGCUCCUGGUUCUCGGGCCGCCCCUGCAGUGCGGACGUGGAGGCUUGAAGGGUUGAUGUUGGGCUUACAGGAAGCGCGCGGGUCCCUGUGUCCGAGACCCCCCAGUGUCCGCUGUGGGUCCAGGUGCGUUUUGAGACCUGGGAGGAGACGGCCCUGUCAGCAGCACACUGACCCACUGAUCCCCACGGUCCCCAGUGGACUGUCAUCACUGUACACACUUCCUCUGGGGGGGGUUCUUGUUUUGAUUUUAAAAAGCGAUUUCCUUUAGUAAAUUUUAAAAGAACAUUUUUUGUAUUGUUGAGAAAGACAGUUACACAUAUAUCAUUAAACCGUUCUUCAGGAAA
Lepisosteus oculatus (spotted gar) is the source of this 7665-nucleotide messenger RNA. The record is from RefSeq and is a predicted model, not a curated record. NCBI's taxonomy places the organism in Eukaryota, Metazoa, Chordata, Actinopteri, Semionotiformes, Lepisosteidae.